Saccostrea echinata is the source of this 1349-nucleotide messenger RNA. RefSeq lists its product as uncharacterized. The transcript has 2 exons. The coding region runs from base 1 to 1320 and encodes 439 amino acids. NCBI's taxonomy places the organism in Eukaryota, Metazoa, Mollusca, Bivalvia, Ostreida, Ostreidae. The record is from RefSeq and is a predicted model, not a curated record.
AUGGUGCCACAAAUCAACAGCGAGGGAGAGAAAUCAGAGGCCGGUGUGAACACCGGAACGUUAAGUCAACCGGAACCCAAUGUUGGCAGGACAACCAGCAAAGAAGACAAACCAAAGGCUGGUGAGAAUACGGGAACGUUAAAUCAACCGGAAUCCAAUGUUGGCAGGACAAACGACAAAGAAGAGAAAACAGAGGCUGGUGUGAAUACCGGAACCUUAAGUCAACCUGAACCCAAUGUUGGCAGGACAAAUGGCAGGAAAACAGAGCAAGGUGUGAAUACCGGAACGUUAAGUCAACCGAAACCAAAUGUUGGCACCCGGAAUUCCUCAAGUUCUCAUGAGAUCUCCGAGAAUGAUCCAAUAAGAGAAACAGAAAACGGAAAAGACAAUUAUGUGGAACAUGUCAACACAGAGUCUCUUGAAAAUGAUUCAUAUUCUAUCGGUCAUACACUAGUCACAAUUAACGAAAACGGAAAUCAAAAUGGUGAAGAUAUUUCAUCAGAACAACUCGAUACAAGUGUAUUCGAUGGGGUUGGUCGAUUUUUCAUGUGUUCUGUAGACUCUGACGUCACAACUCCGUGGAUAGGUGGAUUGGCCUACGUCGAAAGUGGUGAUAUCAUUUGUUUAGAUCUAAACAAUGAGUGUAUCAAACGAUUCGACAAAAAUUUCAAGAUGGUGUCAAGCAUUGAGGUCCCGUUUGACUGUUAUGGAAUGACUGUUACAUCACAUGAUGAGAUUGCAGUCACGUGCCUUAAUGAAAUUCAUUUUUACAACGUUGGAAAAUUUGGAAUGAAUAGAACUGCAAAAUAUUUUACUGUGAAUGGAAUGGCGCACGGCAUUGCAUCUGAUCAAAGCUGGUUUGCCGUGACAUGUGAUAUUUCAGAACCAGAAGAUAGCACGAUUCGAAUUAUCGAUGAAAACGGAAGUGAACAAUUCGUAAUCUAUCCACCUGUUGUGUCAGAACUUCCAUUAAAACUGUCAUCUUUCAUUGAGCUUGACAAAUCAUUAGGUCGGGUUUUUAUCUCAGAAUCAGCACCGAGCAGGGUCGUCUGUGUUAACUUUCAAGGAGAGGCAUUGUGGGAUACUUCCAUUCCCGGCGGGUCACGUGGCAUAGUCUCCAUUGGCACCAAUAUCUUAGUGUGCGACCAGUUCAGUGAAAAAAUUCGUUUACUGACAAAAGACGGCGCGUUGAAGGCACCAAUGUUAUCGUCUGAAGACGGACUCUGUAACCCUGACAUCAUCGCGCGCAGACCUGAUUCUUAUGACGUCAUAGUAUCCUAUGGUGGAUUUGGAACCAUUGGAUUGUUUUCUAUACAAUAACUUGUUUUGUUAAGGUUGAUGGGGUUUGC